Diachasmimorpha longicaudata is the source of this 3618-nucleotide messenger RNA. Its product is annotated as prolactin regulatory element-binding protein. Gene Ontology annotation, cellular component: endoplasmic reticulum membrane. The record is from RefSeq and is a predicted model, not a curated record. Lineage: Eukaryota; Metazoa; Arthropoda; Insecta; Hymenoptera; Braconidae. Gene Ontology annotation, biological process: protein secretion. The transcript has 4 exons. Bases 147 to 1445 code for a protein of 432 amino acids. Gene Ontology annotation, molecular function: GTPase activator activity; protein binding; guanyl-nucleotide exchange factor activity.
CCGAGACGGGGCGCCAACGUGAAACGUGGAACUUGUCUCUGUUCUUUCAUCGUGAAUUGACAAUAAACAUUCACAGAUAAUCCCCCGAGAAUUGUGUUUUUGUGUUGUCUCCUGUUAAAUGUUGAAGUGACUAGUAAAACAAUAAAAUGCCAUCGAGGAGGAACAAGGGGGGGCUCAUUGCCAAAGUUAAUUUUCCUCUUUACAGCAUUCAAAUGCUCACCAGCAGACACAUACUGGUGGGUGGUGGUGGAGGAUCUUCUAAAACUGGGGUUGCAAAUGGAUUUGAAAUCUUCGAACUGUCACACGAUGGCUGGGGGUUCACAGCUGAGGAGGUGACGAGACAUGAGACAGGGCCCAGUGUCGUGAUGAACUGUGCUUGUAGCAGUGCUGAUAAGAAGACGUACUUGGUGGCUGGACAGGAGAGCCAUUGUCAGCUGUACGAUGUCACUACCAGGGUGGUAACACUGGAGAACGGGGAGAUACUCAAGGGCACUAGUGCUAGCACCAUCAACAGGGAAAACCUCAGGCAGAGGAGGAAGAGCGAGAGGAGCGAGGAGAUCAAUGGGGAGAGGGUGGAGGACAUCAAGGACAACAAUGCUAAUGUUAAACAUAAGAAGUUGCAGCUCGUUCUUAAACCAUCAACGAGUAUUCAGACAGAUUUCAGUGACUCAGAGCCAAUUCAGAGGAUAGUCCGAAUAAGUCCAAAUGGCAAAGUAAUGGCGACCGGUGGUCUCGACGGUGUCAUUCGACUCUGGAAAUUUCCUCACCUGACAAAAAUCCAUGACCUAGAAGCGCACACAAAAGAAAUUGACGAUAUUGACUUCAAUCACGAUGGAAAUCUAGUAGCAUCGAUAGCCAAGGACUGUCGUGCCAUCGUCUGGGACGUUGUUAAGGGCACCAAGAGCCAGGAGCUCUCCUGGACACCCCCUGCUGGUGGCAAGUAUAUGUACAAGCGUCUUCGGUUUAGGAUUCCCGUUGACAAGAACUUGAAAGCCCAGUUAUUCGUUCUGUCCAACUCAAUUGUGGCGAAGAAUCCUAGUUACCUUCAACUCUGGGACCUGGAACAGGGCUCCAUCGUCAGGUCCACGUCCUUCAGGGAAACAUUGUCAGCUAUAGCGGUGUCUGAUGAUGGCAAAUUCGUGGCUGUGGGAACGAUGUUCUCUGGGAGUGUUGACAUAUUCGUUGCAUUUAGUUUACAAAGGGUGUUGCAUGUACCUGGGGCACACAGCAUGUUCGUCACUGGACUGGAGUUUAUUCCUUUUAAAAUGGAAGGACCAUCCAUCACCAGCAAUGCAGAAGCUGCUGUUGUCAGUAUAUCCGUGGAUAACAGAAUUUGUAUUCACAGCAUUCCUUUCAGACAUACACUCCCCUUUUGGUUCGUAAUAAUAUUCAUCAUCCUGAGUAUAUGUGGUGCAUUUACUCUCUGCAGCUACAUGGGUAUAUGACCCGGGUUAUUUAUUGCUGAAUUAGUUAAUGUUCGUCUUACCGAGUCUAAAUUAUGUUUUAUUGACUAAAGAGGGAAAAAACUCCUUGAGAAAUCUACUUCACGCGUACGAACGUAGAUUGCAAGAAUAAGUGAUCUCUGCUGUUGAUAAAAAAAAUUUCCUGUCUGAGUGUGCCCGAUGGAAAUCCGGUGUAAAUGCCUUUGAAUGGGUUUUUUGUUGAAUGGUGGGGCUUAUGAACGUGAGAACAGUCUCCUGCAGGAUAGGAGGGGCAUACAUGCACCUUGCCAGCGGUACUUUCGUAGGUAAUUGUAUAAAAUUAAUUCUCAUUCGCUGUACGUAAUUUCCUUGUUGAUUGAUUUUGUUUUUUCACUAUUUCUUGCUCAUGUGUUAUUUUAUCAUAUAACUGCUGCAGUUCCUUGUUUGGUUUAGUGUGAUUUCAAUUUUAGGGGAAUAUUUUAAAUAAAUUAUUUUGUUUAAAGUUUAUUGCGUCUACAAUUGAAUGAAAUAAAUGGAACAAUGAUGAUGAGGAUAAUUAAUGGUCAAUAUAUUGUCCAGAAUUACUGAAUGAAAAAUUCAGGCUUUUAAUUGAUUCAUUUGUGAAUGAUUGGGAAAACUGAAAAUUCGGCACUAAAAAAGAAAUUAUGAAAAUGGCGGGGUCGUGAAAUGGAAAUUGUUGAAGGGGAUUUAUUAGGUAAUUUCUGGGGAAAUUUUGCGACCAAAAAAGUCUUGUGCCAUUUUUCCCUGAAAUCACUAUCUAUGAAGACAAUUUAAUUUACAGUAAGUGGUCAAAUUAUUCGAGUCAGACAUAAAAUUUUUGUUCAGUGUCCAAUUAUAUAGGAAUUUAGUUAUUCGGAGGAAAAUGUUGAAAGAUCUUAUUUGCAGGCCAUUAAAUUCACUGCUCAAUAAUCUUUUGACAUUUUCCUGUAAUCCUAAUGUUUCCAUUUUCAAACUUCAUCUCUCGUUUAUUCAUUUUAUUUAGUUUAAAAAAAUGAAAAAAACUUGCUGUUGUCAUAUUUUCGAGUCUUAUUAUUCAACAUCAAUUAUGGGAAUGGAGGGCGAUCUAUGUAAAGUGUUAGAAGCCUCUGUGUAUAGCGAAAUAAAGAUAUUAGGAUGAAAUCUAGUGGCAUCGCUGUCGAUAUAAAAAUAUUUUUCUCUUCUAUCGGUGCUAUUCCUCUCGUUCAUUGUAUUGUAAUCUUUGCACACGAGGUGUCCAAUUGAACACAUUUAUUUCUUUAUAAAAGUUCUGAGCUUGAUGACGUCAAUACAUUUUUCCGAUGACCAAAAUGAUUUAGGAACUAAUGCGUGAUGAAGGGAUCUGUAAAUUUUAAUUAUGUACUUAUCCCUUUAAGGGGAAAUUUGAUAAUAAAUCAGUGACAGAUUGCGUGCGGAAAAUUCCUUCGGUUACACCAAUAUUUCUUGACACUUUUUCGGUCGUUGCUUCGUCUAUUGAAAACCCCAACAAUCUUUAAAAACAUCUCGAGCAACUCCAUAUAAUUCAAUGAUUAAUUAAGAGCAGUAGAAGAUAUUUAAUUUUUAAUGAGAUAAUCGUUGCGUUCAAGACUGAGUUUAAAAGAAAAUAAUGAAAAUAUUUCUCACCGGAGAUUUCCUCGUCUACGAAGAAAAUUUGUCGAUUUGUUCCUUAUGAGCACCAGUUCCUGAAUUAAUAGAACUAUUAGUAAGUGGCAAAACGCUUCGAGUAAAACAUAAAAUCUUUAAUUGUUCAUUAGGAAAUUAUCCCGUUAAUGAGUCGUUUCAAGAGGAAAAGCCGGAAGAUAUUUUCUAGUUUCCGACGUGAUUGAACUAUUGAUGAGGGUAAACAGUCGCAUUGAGGACAGAGCAACCAUGAAUUUUUCUCAGUGCGAUUACCUUAAAAUUAAAAAGGAAUUUGGUGAGGCAUUUCUUUGGAAAAUUUCUUUAUGUACAAGAGAACUCUUUUUUAAUUAUCUCCUCAAAUUAUUAUUUUUGGAAGGAAUACUCAGUGAAUAAUUGAACACCAUAUCUCUGUGCUCUGAAGCAGUUCUUCAUCAAGGAAAAACAUUGACGUCAAUAAAAACUAUUUAGAAAGUUGCGUAUGAGUGUAAAAUCUGCCUUUGUUGACCAAUAAAACAAACUAUAAAUUAUGUAAUGAGAAAAUGAGUGUGAAAAUAGAAUAAAAAACAUUAUCGGCUAAGGA